This is a messenger RNA of Priapulus caudatus, 1779 nucleotides long. RefSeq names its product phospholipid scramblase 1-like. Gene Ontology annotation, molecular function: phospholipid scramblase activity. Gene Ontology annotation, cellular component: plasma membrane. NCBI's taxonomy places the organism in Eukaryota, Metazoa, Priapulida, Priapulimorpha, Priapulimorphida, Priapulidae. The record is from RefSeq and is a predicted model, not a curated record. The transcript has 4 exons. Bases 181 to 660 code for a protein of 159 amino acids. Gene Ontology annotation, biological process: plasma membrane phospholipid scrambling.
GCUGUGUAAAACAACUAUCGAGUAUCGUAGUACUAGUACUAGUAGUAGUAUUCGGUCCUUUGCGGGGCUUAUAAAGUAAGAAGUCUGCGCCCACUCCCACUCUCCGCCUGCGAUUGUCAGAACUAUCUGUGUUCUGAAUCUCGUCGUAGAUAAAGUAUAGUUGCUGUUCAAGUCCUCAACAUGGCUCAGCCUACACCAUGGAUGGCGAUGCCUCCCAUGGCAGGACAAGUUCCAAACUGCCCACCCGGUCUCGAGUAUCUAACACAAGUUGAUCAGGUGUCGUCGCCACCGGGCACCAUCAUUGGCUACGUGGAGCAGGAGUGGUCGGUGUUCGUGCCGAAGUUCCGCAUCAAGAACGCGGCCGGCGACACGAUACUGCGCAUUAGCGGGCCGUUCUGCACGUUUAGCUGUUGCGGCGACGUCGAGUUCAACGUCUCCUCUGCCGACGGCAAUCACCAGGUGGGCAGAAUAUCAAAGCAGUGGUCGGGCAUGCUGAAGGAGACAUUCACCGACAGCGACAACUUUGGGAUUCAGUUCCCCAUGGACUUGGAUGUGAACGUGAAGGCCACUCUGCUGGGAGCGACAUUUCUCAUAGAUUUCAUGUUCUUCGAACAGCAGGGCAACAAGAAGGGUGGAGAUCGACCGGGAAUGUGGAACUAGUCGCAGGUGUGUUGUACUGUAGUCACGUGUGCGUGUCCCUGGGGUUCGUCCUGCAUCGUGCAGUACUGUAUACGCUGUAUAUUUCGCGGUGGUUUAAUUUUCGCGAAUUUCGCGAAUGCGUCCCUGACCGUGAAAAUAACAACACGCGAAGAAUUCAUAUCGAAUAAUUAUACCGCAUAAUUCAUAAUUCACCGACUGCGAAAUUGUCCUUCAAGUCUGAAUUCGCAAAAAACAUCUGUAGGUACGCGAAAAAUAUGGCGUAUACAGUAACAUACUGUAUCAUGACCGAUUGGUAACAAUUUGGGCAGGACAAAAAUGAUCACUGAAACAUUACUGGGCACGUACGAUUACAGCAGGAUAACUAUCAGCACGAUGGUGGAUGCUUUCUAUUCUAAGAUAUGCAUUCCACACGUUAUAUACUUUCAAACAGCUGAUACCAAACAACAAACAUGUAUGUACACAAGUAUGCCUACAUUCUGUACUAUAAAAUUGAUAAAAUUGACUUAAAUUAGGUUAAUGAUAUUUAGAAGUAUUUCAACUCUAGUUACCUCAUUGUUCAGCUGAUGCUUUUAUGAAAUUUGAAAACAGACAUUUUAUCCAAACAAUUGUAUUUAGAGGCAACAACAAUUUAAUAUGACCUGCAGUGUGUAUAUCACAGUUGCGUUAUUUCUAAACGCAAGACUAAUAAUCUUGGAGCCAAACAUGUCAGUCAUCAGUGUAUUUUAAAAACGAUAUAAGCCGCAUAUUGGUACAACGUGGACACAAAUCUACAACUUUUGUUUUAUAUAAGCAAGUGCCGUUGGGCAUUGUGAUUAAUUUCCUACCAUUACCUAUUUAUUGAUGUGUACCCAUCAAGUGACCUUUACGUAGUUAGCCAUCCAACUUCAGUUGAGAAUGGAAUAUGCUCCCCCAAGUCGAAUGUUGGUCGUAUAUUACCAAAGUUAGUACGGACUUGUCAUUACUAAAGUACGAUUUUCUUAUUAUAUGUGUUGUUGCAUGCUUUUGUGGUUUUUAUGUAUUACCUAAUCUAAUCUUUAAAAGUGCUUUUAUAGUGCCAUCUCACUACCUAUUCGCCACGUAUUCCAUCAACAUGUAGUUCUAAAGUACACAAGUCGAUUU